This is a messenger RNA of Anopheles moucheti, 4470 nucleotides long. RefSeq lists its product as uncharacterized. Lineage: Eukaryota; Metazoa; Arthropoda; Insecta; Diptera; Culicidae. Bases 453 to 2795 code for a protein of 780 amino acids. The record is from RefSeq and is a predicted model, not a curated record. Gene Ontology annotation, cellular component: cytoplasm. The transcript is spliced from 5 exons.
GACGUGUUACCCUUGUGCUGUGCAUCCAAACACAACAGUUCCUAAUUUGUAUUCUGCGAGGUGGAAACUCUCUACUCUGAAACAGUUUGCAAAGUGCGAAGUGGUGAAUUGCUGUACGCACGAAACUUGGUUUUAAAUCCUACGAUAGUUUACCGUACAAUCCUCAGUGCAACCGUUAAUAUCAACGAGAAAAAAGUACCAAAAACCGUUAGGCCCUUGGCUGAACGGAGUGUGUAAGAAGAAGAAAAAAGGACGCACACAUACAUAGUCCCAGGCUCUAUUGCGCUGCUAGUGCGCGUGUGUGCGUGAUUGAGGUUCGGCUGGCAUAUAGAGGGAGCGCAGCAAACCACUCCGAAAAAACCGUUUUCAACUACCCCCAAAGCAAAAAAACCGGUGCAAUAAAACAGUCCCGUGUGCUGUAACGGACGAAAGCGAAUAAGCGAAACUCCAAAAUGGUAGCCAGCGAGGCCGAGGACGACGUCCAAAAGAAUUCUCCACCGGCUACGACGACGGCUACGGCUACGGAUACGGCUACGGCUACGGCAACGGCUACCGCUACGGAUACAGCCUCGGCUACGGCUACGGCUACGGAGAAUAAUGAAGACACCACGCCAUCGAAACGAUUCUACCGCAUGGAGGUAUGGGGAUCGAUGAAACCCCUUUUUCCGCAAAGCUCAGGCCUAAGCCGUUACGUAAAUAGAAAAAUACCUCACUUUCCGGAAGCGGAACAAACGGCUGAACGGCUCGCCGAAACUCCCGAGUUUAAAGAAGCGAAAAAUAUUAAAGUGAACAUCGAUAUGGCGCAGGAAUCGGUUAAACUGCAGGUGCUGAAGGCGAACAAAACGCUGUUCGUCGCACCGUCGCAAAAGUCCGACUACCUUUACGCGAAGAUUAAGCUGCCGACCAGUCUAGAGGAGAUCCCGCUGGUACAACAAAGGCGCAUUGUGAAGAUGUUGGCCGGGGAGGACACAUACGAGGAGCUGGGCAUCGAUCAGACCGAACCACUGGACAUCGUUGUGGUCGGUUGCGUCGCUGUAUCGGAGCGUGGUCAGCGCAUCGGUAAGGGCAAUGGGUACGUUGACCUAGAGAUUGGCAUACUGCACAGCCUGGGUGUGAUAACGCCGAAAACGGUGAUUGCCACCACGGUCGCGGACGAGCAGGUGUACAAAGAGUUGCCGGCGGACCUGUUUCAGAACUAUGACUUCACCGUCGACCUGAUCGUGACGCCAACCCGUGUGAUCCGCGUGGAACCGAGACCGGAACCGCGCGCGAUUGGUGUGCAGUGGGGUUUGCUUUCCUCCCGCCGUCUAGAAGUGGUACGGGUGCUGAAAAGGCUAAAGGAGCGGCUGGAAAAGGAGGGUCAGCAUAUUGAGCUGAAGGACGAAGACACGGAUGUGGAAAGUUUCGCCAAGCGGCGUACGCGUGGUAACGGCAGUGGUGGUGGCCGUCAGCAGGAUCGUCGCCGCCAGCAGAACCGUCGCCGUCGCUCGACACGCAACAGCACUGCCGACGGUCAAAAUGACACGAAGGGCGGCAACGAGCGGGACGGCAACGGUGAGCAGCAGGGUGGAACCGAGAAUGGUGGCGGUUCGGGAAUGACAUAUUACAACAAUCCGCGCGGGCCACGGCGCAUCCGUAAACCACGCGCAUCCCAACCGAAAAUGAACGACAGCCCGGACGACACUACUUACGAAAGUUACCACAAGCUGCCGCAACGGAAGCGUCGCAAGAACGUCAUAAGGGGACGUAAUGCCGAGUACAAAUACGGUCAGGGUAAGGAUGAUGAGGAGGUGACCGGGAAAACCCGCGCAAGGAUACCAACGGAGCAUAAGGCCUGGCUGGAUAGCGUCCGCAUACGGGUUUCGAACAUGUUCUCGGUACCGUUCAAGGAGUUUAAGGAGGAGCUGCGCAAACGGGACUGCUAUCCGGCUACUAUUAGCCAGACCCGCCAUGGUCGGUGUGUGCUCAUCUUCCCGAAGGGCGAAAACGUGGAGGAGCAGGCGCAGGCUGACGAGCUGCUGCAGAAGCUGGCCGAUAUGUGCAUCACGGUGCCGCAGAAGAACAGCACCGAGCUGAAGCAGAUCAAGCUCAAGUUCAAUUUGCAGCAAAAGCCGACGAACGAUACGGGUUCGACGGUCGAAAUGACGAAUCUGACCACAAUCGCGUCUACGGUGACACGUGAAGCGAAGCGCGUGAAUAUAUUAUGUUCGAAGCUAACGACCGACAACAACACGGGUGACGCGAAUGCACCACCAGCCGUGACGAACGUGGCGGGGCUUGUCGCGAAGAUACGGAAUGCGUCACUGCUCGUGGCCAAGUCGGUCAAGGCGGCCAGCAAGAACAUGGACACGGUGCUCGAGCAGACGAAAUCGAUCGCCGAUAAAGAGAUGGAGGACACCGUCCUGUUAGGGCAUGUCAAGGCGAUGCACAUUGCGGGCGCGGAUGCGCUCGCCGCCGCCACGAAGAUCGAAGCGGCGAUAGACGCAUUAUCGAAGGCAAAACCAACCGACUCGUCGAAGCUGGAGGGCCCCAAUGAGGGAGUAAAGGCGGAAGCAACCGAUGCAACGAAGGUGGAAGAAGCAGCCGCCACCGUCGCUGAAACACCUCCAUCGAAGGAAGCAGUGACCGCGGUGAACAGUGCGGUACAGGAGGCUGUCCCUGCUACGGCGGCUGUCGCGUUUGCCGUCCACAAAAUGUACACGAUGGCCCCACCGGUACAAAUAACCGUCGACGUGGCAGAGGAGGAAACGCUGAUGCGCAUAUUCGGUACCCAACUUCCUGAGGUGCCUUCUUAACUUACUCAUGCUACCAAACCUUCCGCCCGGCCCCUUAACCUCUACCCCCUGGAAGCGCAAAUAGUGCGCGACAUACAAGGCAGUAUCGCAAAACUCUUCCGCCUGAUGCAGAUGAUUAGCGCGGAAUGAAGUGAACUGUUUAUGCAAUUAUUUACAUCGAUUUAUCGACGCCUGUUUUCUUCCGCACAACGCCAACGCGGCUUUGGUGUUUGCGAAUUAUUUUUUUUGUUUCAUUUUUGGCAUGUUUUGUGUAUGUGUGUCAGGCAGGGCAAGCUCUUUUAAUGUUGCUACGGCGCAUUAACGUUUUGCAAAUAGCAAUUGGAGCUUUUUGACCAUUUUCCACCUAAAAAAACGUAACCAAUGUUUAAGUUCUAGUUCUGUUUUCUUCCUUAUACAUACCAUAUACACACCUGUCUCUUUUCUUAACCGUCCCCACACUCAAACACACAUCCAUGUGUGUUUUGAUGGAAGGGGUCAAUGUCAAUAAUAGUGUGUGUUUUCUCCAUGUUUCACCCUUCCCUGUCUCUUUGCUAACAUUAGACAUUUUUUGUUUGUUUUAAAACACUACAUGUAUUUUUCUUACCUAAUCUCAUACCACAACGCGUGCGUUUGUGUGAUUGAUCGAGAAAGGUGCCUAUUGUUGAGAUUUGUUGCGAAACUAGUGUACGAACGAUUGUCCUCUCCGGUGUAAUUUCUUUCUUUUUUUUAUUUGUACUUGCGAAUAUUUAAAAUGACAUGCAGAGCAAAGAUUUGUUUUGUUUGUAUUUGGUAUUUAAUUUUUUUGUUUGAAAGGAUACAAUGCGGAACGGAAAGGAUACGAUUCAACAGAAGAAAGGAUAAUAAUGCGCAAAUCGAAGAAAAAAAAGGGCAUAUAAGAUAAGAACAGCAGAACAUAAGAGAGAGAGAAAGAGAGAAGUUUUGAAGUAAUCGUACUAGGUAGGACACACCACGGUUUGUCUCAUAUUUAUGCGAAACGAAAUGAUAUGAAAUUGGUUUAUGAACAGUGAAACUUUCACACACGACAACAAAACGUUUGUACGUGUGUACGGCAAUGCUCGGGACAUGCAUAUAUACCGGCGAAGUAUAUAUGUAUAUAUAUAAAUAUAUAUGAAUAGAUAUAUGUAUGUAAAAUGUACAAUUCGAAAAAGGAAGGACGAAAAAUUACACAAGUGUGUGUGUGUGUGGGUGCGAAACCAUUUGACAGGUUCCCGCUGCUGGUUCAUGCUGGUUUGCUCACUCCCAAUACUACACGCGUCUACACGCGACAGGAGCAAAAGGCAAAGGCUUUUCGACCGAAAGGGGGGAGGGAGAGGGGGGUUUUUCGUUUAUUGGUUUGUUUUGUGGGUAACAACGCCAGUAGUUGUGUAGUAGAGCACCACAGUAAAAACACCCCUAGAGAGGGGAGGGGUGGUCGGGGAAAACCCCAGCUAAUAAUUAUAAUAAUACACCCCCGCAAAAUAACACAGUGUGCAGACUCUAGGGACUUCUAGAUGGGAAGCAUAAAAGAAGAAAGAUAUGCAUCCAAAUAUGACACUAACCACCUUUUUUUUUUUGUUACGCGCCCGUUUCUACGAUAAAAAUCUUCAUCGUCCAUCCACUUUCCAACCCCACUCCCUCCCCAGUGUAUAAUGAAAAAUUGAAUAAAUUUGAAGUCUAACACUUUUUUUUCAUAACA